UAGUAGAAGUAAGGUUGCAUGGGAUCAAAGCUCUGGCAGAUCUGCUUUUACCAACAAAUACUUAAAAGAGAUCAUUUUCAAUAUUUCCUUCUGAAGAAUGCUACACCUUUGAAUCCAACUAAAGGGGGGAAAGGUCAGUACAGGCCUGGUAUUGGAAGCCCUCUGGGAAAGUGGGUUUGUUAUUAUGAUCAGUAAGUAUUGCAAGAAUGUUCUGGAUAUUAGGAGCCAUCAGAGUAAAGGCUUGCUGUCACAUUUUGCAUAGAUUCUGGCUAGCAGUGGAGGACCUGAAGAAAAGGCCUAUCAGAGAAGUGCCCUCGCGAGUUCAGGAAAUAUGGCAAGAAUUUCUGGCUCCAGGAGCCCCCAGUGCCAUUAACUUGGAUUCUAAGAGUUAUGACAAAACCACACAGAAUGUGAAGGAGGCCGGACGGUACACGUUCGAAGAUGCUCAGGAGCAUAUUUACAAACUGAUGAAAAGUGAUUCAUACCCACGUUUUAUAAGAUCCAGUGCCUAUCAGGAACUUCUACAGGCAAAGAAAAAGUCGGAAAACUCAAUGGAUCGCAGAACAUCUUUAGAGAAAUUUGCACAGAACGUGGGCAGAAACAUCCCUAUUUUCCCAUGCCAUAAAAACUGUACACCAACACUGAGGGCCAGCACUAACCUGUUAUGAAAAGAGGUAGAA
Molecule: messenger RNA, 680 nt
Organism: Galeopterus variegatus (Sunda flying lemur)
Lineage: Eukaryota; Metazoa; Chordata; Mammalia; Dermoptera; Cynocephalidae
Product: regulator of G-protein signaling 7-like
Exons: 4
Coding region: 207-668 (153 amino acids)
Biological process (GO): regulation of G protein-coupled receptor signaling pathway
Source: RefSeq, a predicted model, not a curated record